Messenger RNA from Papilio machaon (common yellow swallowtail), 1556 nucleotides. RefSeq names its product cytochrome P450 18a1-like. Gene Ontology annotation, cellular component: cytoplasm; intracellular membrane-bounded organelle. Gene Ontology annotation, biological process: xenobiotic metabolic process. Gene Ontology annotation, molecular function: oxidoreductase activity, acting on paired donors, with incorporation or reduction of molecular oxygen, reduced flavin or flavoprotein as one donor, and incorporation of one atom of oxygen; iron ion binding; heme binding. The transcript is spliced from 7 exons. The coding region runs from base 11 to 1552 and encodes 513 amino acids. The record is from RefSeq and is a predicted model, not a curated record. NCBI's taxonomy places the organism in Eukaryota, Metazoa, Arthropoda, Insecta, Lepidoptera, Papilionidae.
AUUUUAGAAAAUGUUUGAUUACGUUUACAUGCUUCUUUUAGAAAACGUCUUUUGCAGUUAUCUUAGAUUCGUAUUAGUUACGACAUGUUUAUUAUUCUGUAUUUGGUUUAUAAAGAAACGUUUGGAUUAUAACUUCAGGCUUCCGCCGGGUCCAUGGGGAAUGCCAUUAUUGGGUCGGCUGCCGUGGAUCAGCGGGGGAUCGCCUGACGCGUAUUAUUUAUCGCUCAAUUCAAAAUAUGGUGACAUCUCAUCCGUGCGAUUGGGCAUCAAUCUUGUCGUAUGCAUCGGCUCUGCAACUACUUUGAGAGAUUUAUUCAACAGAUUCGAAUCCACAGGCCGCCCACAAACGCCUUUAAACAAUUUGAUGGGCGGAUUAGGUAUUGUACUGAGUGAGAACGUUCUGUGGCGACGCCAGCGCCACUUCCUGCACGACAAGUUCCGAGCGCUCGGAGUUAGCAUGUGGAAGCAUCAGCGACUGGAACAGAUCGUUAUGGGAGAAAUCGAUGAAAUGCUAAGCAAUAUUAAGAAGCGACUCGGCGAGCCUGUCGACCCGGUGUUAGUCCUCGGCAGGCACUUGCAUAACGUCAUCUGCCUGCUCACUAUGAGCUAUCGCUUCGAGGAAGGCGACAAGGAGUUCAUUGUAUUCAACGAGAGAAUCGCUAGAAGUAUGAAGCUUUACGGAUCUGUGCAUAUCGGAGAACAUCUGCCGUUUUAUCUUGUAUUGCCUGGCAAAAAGGCUGUGAUAGAAGAAAUCAAUCGAAAUCUAACAGACAUCAGUCAGUUCCAUGCGAGGCAUAUUGAAGAACGUCUCAAGAAGAGAAGUGAAUCUGGCAAACAAGAGUACAACGAUCUUCUGGAUUAUUAUCUAGAACAAGUUCAAAAGGAAAAAGAAGGAAAAUCUCCUACAAUUUUCCAUAAUGUUCAACCAGUUAGGCAGAUCGUGCAAGUCAUGAACGAUCUGUUCUCCUCCGGUAUGGAGACGUCUCGGAACACCGUUGUUUGGCUUUUGGUUAUGAUGCUGCGUGAAACAGUCGUCGCUGCGAGAGUCAAAGACGAGCUGGCGAAAGUGGUCGGCGUCGGGAACCUGGUGACUAUGGCGCACAGACAAAAGCUACCCUACAUUGAAGCUGUUAUCUACGAAACCUUGCGUCGAGUGUCUGUUGUGCCACUGGGAACUACCCAUGUUAACACUGAGGAUUGGGAAAUCAAUGGCUUAUUGAUACCUGCUGGUUCGCACAUUGUGCCACUGAUCAACAAAAUCAAUAUGGAUCCGGUAUUAUUUGUAGAGCCUGAAAAAUUCCUCCCUGAAAGAUUCUUGAAAGAUGGCAACCUGCAUCUACCUGAUUACUUCAUACCGUUCGGAGUUGGACGACGAAUUUGUUUAGGCAUUCACUUGGCAAGAAUUGAACUGUUUCUAUUUUUCACUAAUUUGAUGAAUCAUUACGAGUUUAGAUUGGCUGAGGGGGUAGAAUUACCAGGAUUAGAGGGUCAUGUUGGUAUUACACAUUCCGCACAGCCGUAUACUCUUGUUUUUCGUAAAUUUAAGGAAUAAAAAA